This is a messenger RNA of Anastrepha obliqua, 3396 nucleotides long. RefSeq names its product E3 ubiquitin-protein ligase Bre1 (gene Bre1). Gene Ontology annotation, molecular function: ubiquitin protein ligase activity; metal ion binding. The record is from RefSeq and is a predicted model, not a curated record. The coding region runs from base 90 to 3182 and encodes 1030 amino acids. The transcript is spliced from 7 exons. Lineage: Eukaryota; Metazoa; Arthropoda; Insecta; Diptera; Tephritidae. Gene Ontology annotation, cellular component: HULC complex; nucleus.
AAAGUCCGCUAACCUGAUGCAAAGAGGAAGUAUUUGUUCAUUUUCAGGCCUCUUUAAUUUUACUGGAUUUAUCUUGUCAAUAAAGUAAAAUGUCUAAACGAGGUGCGGAAGAUUCAGGCGGGAGUGGUAGUGCUGUAAAUCUCGGCCAGCCACCUAUUAAAAAGGUGCAUUUUGAACCGCACCUUAUUGGACCAGUGUCGACGCUCGAAGAAAUGGACAUCAAAGUGUUGGAGUUUCAAAAUAAAAAAUUAGCCCAACGUAUUGAACAACGUAUGCGCACAGAAGCAGAGCUCCGACAUAGAAUUGAACAAUUGGAAAAGCGCCAGAUGCAGGAUGACGCCGUUUUAAAUGUAGUUAACCGAUAUUGGAAUCAGUUAAAUGAAGAUAUACGCGUGCUGUUGCAACGUUUUGAUGCCGAGACUGCAGAUGAGUCGGAAAAUCGCAAUGAAAAUGAAGUAACAACCUCUUUCCUUACACAAUUAUCCACAUGGGAUAAGGAAGAGCUUGAUGAUAAGCUAGCAAAUCGGGUUCAGGUUUCAAAAAGAGCAGUGGCUAAAAUUGUGCAGGUAAUUGAUCGAAUUAUGCAGCGAAAUGAAAAGAUUACAUUAGCAUUGAAAGAAGGGAAUGGUGUUGCCAGUGGGAGCAAUUCUAAUAAAAACGCAGAGGGAGAAGAUGGAAGCGAGAUUGUUACAAAUAAUCUCUUGCCUAAUAUUGAAGAGACUUUAAAACAAACUCAUAUCGAGAUUAUGACGGAGAAUAGGAAUUUGCAAAGUUUAAAUACUUCACUACAUGAAAAAUUCCAUACUAUUUCUCUAAAAAUGAAAGAGUGUCAAGACGCGCUGACCGCAAAAGAGACCGAAAACGCAGAAUUAAAAAAUCAGAUAGAUGAACUACAAUAUGAUUUGGAGAAAGUACAUUGUCGUAAUGAUAAGUUGGAAAACCAUUUGGCGGAGGCUAUAGAAAAAUUAAAGGCUUACCAUCAAAUGCAUGGUGACCCCAAUAAAAGCUCGUCUUCUGGGAAGGGAUCGGCAACUGCAAAUGUAAAUAGUCAACACUAUGAAGAUUUACAAAAGGAUUUGGAGGAAUACCGUGAGCUUUCUAACAAUCGUCUGCAAGAGUUGGAUAAAUUGCAUGCGACACAUCGGGAGACACUAAAAGAGGUGGAAAAAUUAAAAAUGGACAUUCGUCAGCUGCCUGAGUCAGUGAUUGUUGAAACUACGGAAUACAAAUGUUUGCAGUCACAGUUCUCUGUCCUAUACAAUGAAUCCAUGCAAAUCAAGACUAUGUUAGAUGAAACCCGGAAUCAGUUGCAAACUAGCAAGAAUCAACAUUUACGGCAAAUUGAGGUCAUGGAAAGUGAAGAGCUGAUUGCGCAAAAAAAGGUCCGGAGCGAAAUGAUUCAAAUGGAAGAUGUAUUGGCUCAGAUUCGAAAAGAAUAUGAAACACUGCGUAUAGAAUUUGAGCAAAAUAUGGCUGCUAAUGAGCAAACAGCACCAAUUAAUAGAGAAAUGCGACAUUUAAUUACUUCAUUGCAGAACCAUAAUGGACAGUUGAAGGGCGAGGUGCAGCGAUAUAAACGCAAAUACAAAGAUGCUUCGGCCGAUAAUGUAAAGGUCUCUAAUGCGCUGCGAAAAGAGUUGGAAGAUUCUUUAGCUAAGUUGGAAGGGACGAAGCAGCAACCUGCCACUGCAGAGGAAGUGAAACAGGAAAGCGGUGGUUCAGUGAAGGAGGAGAAUGCACCUAGUGGUGUAGGAACAACCGGCACGGGUACAAACGAAUUAUCAACUGCAGUCAAAGAAGAAAUAGGAACCAAUACGAAAGGGGAUGAUGGCGAUGAAGAAACAAAGGAGCAAAAGGAGGGGAUCAAACAAGAAAAGGGUUCAGCAGGAAUUGGUACGGUUGCAGGUGAAAAGAAAGAUACACAGGCUGCUAACAGUACAAAUAGCAAUGCGCAAAGUGGUGCAGCAGCAGUUGGCACGCCAUGCACAGCUAAUGUUAAAGUGGAAAAAGAUGUUAAGGAUGUGCCGAAGGCAAAGGAUAUCAAAUUAGUGGAAUCUGAAAUAGUACGUGAUUUAAAGGCGCAGUUGAAAAAAGCGCUGAAUGAUCAAAAAGAAAUGAAGCUACUUCUCGAUAUGUACAAGGGCGUUUCAAAGGAUCAACGCGAUAAAGUACAGCUGAUGGCUACAGAGAAAAAACUUCGCUCGGAAAUUGAGGAAUUGCGUCAGCAAUUAAAAAAAAUACAGGAGAGCAAGCGUGAAGAGCGUAAAAAGUUGGCAGAUGAAGAAGCAAUGCGUAAGAUUAAACAACUUGAAGAGCAGAAAUAUGAACUACAAAAACAGGUGGCUAAUCAGAAGCCAGUAGAGAAUACUUGGGGUGGACCUGGUGGAACUAAUUAUGCUCGUCCAUUUGUUGGUUCACAUGAAGAGGAAGCUUUGCUGAAUGAAAUGGAAGUGACAGGACAGGCAUUUGAAGAUAUGCAAGAACAAAAUUCCCGGCUAAUACAGCAGUUGCGAGAGAAAGAUGAUGCUAACUUUAAGCUCAUGUCGGAGCGCAUUAAAGCCAAUCAAAUGCACAAUUUGCUGCGAGAGGAAAAACAAAUAUUGGUGGAACAAAUGACUACGCGAGAUACUCAAAUUGAAGCAAUGCACAUUGUAUUGCGAAAGCUGGAGGAGAAGGAACGCAGUCUUCAAGCGACUGUGGCCACCAUAGAGAAAGAGUUGAUAUUGCGACAACAAGCAAUGGAAAUGCACAAACGCAAAGCUAUUGAGUCGGCACAAUCCGCAGCUGAUUUAAAAUUACACUUGGAGAAAUAUCAUUCACAGAUGAAGGAAGCACAACAAGUGGUAGCGGAGAAAACCAGCUCACUUGAGGCUGAGGCGUACAAAACGAAACGACUGCAGGAAGAAUUGGCACAGUUUAAGCGCAAGGCUGAACGUAUGAAAAAGAUUGAGAUGGCGGGAAGUACUAUUGAUGAAGUAGUUUUGGAGGAGAUACGUGAAUAUAAAGAGACUCUUACAUGUCCGUCGUGUAAGGUUAAGCGGAAGGACGCGGUGCUUUCGAAAUGUUUCCAUGUCUUUUGCUACGAUUGCUUGCGCACUCGUUACGAAACUAGGCAACGGAAGUGUCCUAAAUGUAAUUGUGCAUUCGGUGCGAACGAUUAUCAUCGCCUAUAUUUGACUUAAAAGCAUGUGGUACAUUCCUAAGAGCAUUACAUGUUUCGCCGUAGUAAAACAGCGAUUUUUGCUGCCUCAACUGCGAACAAGUUUAGCAAAAGUCACAAGGGAGCUGUUGCACUUCCAUGGCCUACUUUAUAUAAUUCAAGAUAUAUUAAAGAUUUACUGUUAGAUGUAUGCUGAAUAUGCAUUAAUCAUUGCAAUAAAUUUACCUCUAUACUUA